AAAUCGCCCCCGGGAAUAUUUAUAAUUAGUAACAGCAUGUGUCAGUGUCAAUGUCAAAAUUAAUUGUCACAUAACCACACCGCAUCGAUUUUUUCCAUUUUUCGCCCAAAAACCCUCACUCCCCCACCCACAAGUGCCGGAAUUUUCGCCCCAAAGUGCUGCGUCACUUCUCCUCCGACAAAAAUUGCAUCACCAAUCCAACUAACCUCAAACUCCGACUUUACUACGCAACUCUUUGUACAAUAAUUGAGCAAAAUUGCGUAAUCAUGAUAUAAAAACCGACAAGAUAAAACAGUUAUUCAUUCGCGAGUGUGAGAUCGUACAAGUUUUCAGCCGACAUGGACAUAGGAAGUCACAAAAAGUGUGUAAUAAACACCGGAAACAUCCUCUCCCUCAACGACAUCACGAGAAAAUCCGGCCAAAACCCGACGGAAGAACUCAUCGAGGCCAUAAAUAUCACAGUCAAAGAAUUCAGAAGCAGCAACUUGGCACCAACACAAAACAGCAAACUGAUCAUCCACAGGCCCACUGAUGACCUCAAGGCUAAAAUUGAAGAGCAGUCGCUGGCUGACCUGAAAAUAGGCCUGAAAGUGUUUCUGAAUGAUGAUAGUAAAGUCCUGAUUCAGGAGGCUGUGGAAGAAGGGUUUGCAACGCUGAAAGUGCCUUGCGUCCAGAACGUGAUCCUUCAGUUCAAAAAAGACAAACUUAUCGAGACUGGGGAUGACAUUAACAGUCUUAAGAAGAUAUGGGGGGUGUUGGAGGAGUACGUUAAGAACGAGAAAAUUAGUCAGAUUGGAUUGGCGGAUGUGGAAGAGGCGACGUUCAGAAACGUGUAUGAGUGGGCUACGGUUAAACCCGCCAUAAUUCAGAUUAAUUUGGCCACGUGUUGUGUGGUACCCCCGACGUUGCAACAAUUUUGCAAAGACAAUGACGUCCAACUGUUGACACAUAGUGACCCAAGUGAAAUUUUGCCAAAAGACGCCGUCGGGGACUCACUGGGUGUACCUUUGCCCGUAAAGUGGAUUUCCAGGUUUUUGGUACACAUUAUCUGCCGAGGAGUUCUUUGUUCCAAAGGCUAUCUAAUUGGCCUAGGAGAAUAUUAAGAUUUUAGUAUUAUCACUGAUGCAUUUAAAUUUAUAUACAUGUGGAGCAAGCUGCCUACAAAAUGUACGCAGUAUUAUUAUUAUUGUGAUCACCCAGUGUAUUAUAGUUUGGCUUUGGCAAUAAAUGUUUUUAUUUUUCCAUGAAAGAA
Messenger RNA from Zophobas morio, 1252 nucleotides. Its product is annotated as glutamate--cysteine ligase regulatory subunit-like. Bases 339 to 1103 code for a protein of 254 amino acids. Gene Ontology annotation, cellular component: glutamate-cysteine ligase complex. Gene Ontology annotation, molecular function: glutamate-cysteine ligase catalytic subunit binding; enzyme regulator activity. The transcript is spliced from 4 exons. NCBI's taxonomy places the organism in Eukaryota, Metazoa, Arthropoda, Insecta, Coleoptera, Tenebrionidae. Gene Ontology annotation, biological process: glutathione biosynthetic process. The record is from RefSeq and is a predicted model, not a curated record.